Caenorhabditis angaria is the source of this 2065-nucleotide messenger RNA. NCBI's taxonomy places the organism in Eukaryota, Metazoa, Nematoda, Chromadorea, Rhabditida, Rhabditidae. The record is from the annotation of a GenBank genome assembly.
AUGACAAUUGGGCCAAUAAUUUCAUUUUCCAUACAAUCCUUAUUUCUAUUUGCUAUCGGAGGAGCAAUUGUGUAUUAUAAUAGUAUUCUGAAAUUUUCGAAAAAUAAGAAAUUGGUUGAAUAUGUUAAGAAAAAAACAUCGAAAUACUAUGGAUUUGCAAUUUUAGUGUUGUUGAUAUUAGUAACUGUGUUGGGCAUUAUCACAAUUGGUAUUAUUUUGGCAAAAGAUGAGGCUGGUAUAGUGAAAGGCUGUGGAGAAAUCGAUGGGAUCUCGAUGAUGAAAAAGUCUCAAAAUCUAAUGAGUUCGGGUCUUUUUCCAAUAUCUUCGACUCGUGAUAAUAUACUGAAUUUCAAGAAUAAUCUGCUGACAAAAUCAAAAAGUGAAAAAAUGGAUAGUUUUAUAGCUGUAAGUAUUUUAUAAAUAUUAAAUAAUGUUCAAAAUCUAUUUUUUGCAGACUAUAAAAGACUUCAGUCACAAGGCAAAAGGUGCGUGGAAAAAAACGUAUGACGAAAAUUGGGGAAAGUUCGUAUCAAUGGGCAGUAAGACAUGUGGCACAACAAUUGCUGAUAGGUUUGCUGAUAUCAAAUCGUUUUUGGAUAAAUCGCCGGAUUUUGAUAAUUUUGUUGACAAAAUUCCACAAUUCGUUGACCAAACAACACAAGAAAUAUCGAAGAAAACUGAUGAUUUGUUGAGCAAAGUUAUGGAAGAAAGUAAAAGUGUCGCUUCACAUGCUGAACCAUUUAAUGUGAGUGUUUUAUCUUAACUAACAUAAGUUAGCUUUCAAGCUCUGUUGGGAAAAAAAGGGACUUAUUGAAACAUUUAGAACGUUCUCAAAACCUCCAAAUGUUUUCAGCUGGUUUUAUCGAUUACCCGAAAAAUAGUGAAUAAAUUCGAGAAUCAAGUGAAUAAUGGCAUUUCAUCUGAAUAUGUUCAAAGUACUAAUUCACAGAUUCAAAUGUUAUCCAUAGUCAGCGUAUUUGAUGCUUUGCUUCUCUUGAUAUUCGUCAUAAUCACAUUUAUAUUUCGAGAAAAAUGUCCGAAUGUUAUGAAAUGGUGUUUUCGUCUAGGAUAUUUCAUAUUUGUUCUAUUUAUUUUUCUGAACCUCGCAGAAUUGAUUUUUAUUCUGUUGUAUUCGUCAUCAGCCAGCUCAUGUUCUGUUGGGAAAUAUGGUUUGGCGGGUUUCUCUGAAAGGUAAUUUUAAACAACUAUUUCCAAAAAUUAAACCUGAAAAUUACAGUAAUACAACUUGCACGGGUAGUUCAAUAUUUGAAACAACAGCAACAACAACAAUGCAUAUAAAACCUGAUCAAAUCAUCAAAAAGCUGAAAGCUGAAGUUGAUAGUUAUAAGAAAGUUGUCACUGAUAAAGCUGAAAAUUUAAUAAAGACUAUCGAAUCGUCAAUGACGACAAUAAUAAUCAAAAAUAAUCGAUAUAAAAGACAAAACUCGAAUGAUUGCACAUCUGAAAUAGCGGAAGAAAUACAGAAAAUGGGUUGGAUGAUGGAUGGUAUUACAGGUGAAAUGAGCAAGAAGAACCAACAAUUAUUAGAUGACAAACCAAUCAUUUUGAAUGAUGUAACACAAUUUAAAACAACUGUCAAUACUUUUGUAUCGCAAUUUACGAGUUCCUUUAUGGUGGAUGUUGAGAAUAUUGUGAAGCAAGUUAAUGUAAGUCAACAAUAUCUUAUACGAUUUUUAGUAUUUUUGAAAGUUAGCGUAAAUUAUUUUUCAAUUUGCAGAAAAACAUUGACAAUUCAAAUUUUGCAUGCAAACCAUUUUUGGAAUCCUUCGAAAAUUGUCACUCAAAAAUCUGCGCUAAUUUAAUCGAUUCAAACGAGGAAUUUUCGAAUUAUUUGUAUCUUAUUCUUGUAAUCCUUGGUUUUCUGGCAAUUUGUGGAGCAAUGGCAGGAGUUUGGGGACAAGCGGAAUAUUUGAAAAGUAAAAAAGAUGCGACUAAAAUUGGACCUAAAAGUGAUGGAGAAGUAAGUGGAAAUUCGAAAUCCAAGUCGAAAACCAAUUCCAAAGGAGAUGUCAAAUCGAAAACGAAAUCUGUUUCGAAAAAUUGA